Protopterus annectens (West African lungfish) is the source of this 2268-nucleotide messenger RNA. Its product is annotated as E3 ubiquitin-protein ligase RNF14-like. The record is from RefSeq and is a predicted model, not a curated record. Gene Ontology annotation, cellular component: ubiquitin ligase complex; cytoplasm. Gene Ontology annotation, biological process: positive regulation of proteasomal ubiquitin-dependent protein catabolic process; ubiquitin-dependent protein catabolic process; protein polyubiquitination. Lineage: Eukaryota; Metazoa; Chordata; Ceratodontiformes; Protopteridae. The coding region runs from base 740 to 2086 and encodes 448 amino acids. The transcript is spliced from 11 exons. Gene Ontology annotation, molecular function: ubiquitin conjugating enzyme binding; ubiquitin protein ligase activity; zinc ion binding.
CAUCACAGGUGAUACGCUGUGGCGACCCCUAACCGGGAAAAGCCGAAAGAAGAAGAUAUUGCUUUCAGUUGCAUCAUCUAUAAGUUUGUAGUGAAAUGUGGGCAGGCUGUGCUAUGCUACAGAUUGACAUCCAUUACUGUACUUCUUAGACUCGCAAGAGAUUCGAGACAAUUCAACAACGUAUUUUGUUAAACCAUAUUUUAUUGUUUGUUAAUAGUCAAUUGUUCUUGCCAUUGUAUUUAUCAGUCAGCUCACACUUGUUUACUAAGCAGGUUUGGGUAUUCUGUGGUAAGAAUUGUUACGUUAUCUGACAUCUCAACACACACACACAAUGACGAAAUCAAUCCGAACCUGUCGUAUGCAUGCAUUAUAACAGUUUAAGAAAAUCUAUUACACCCCGGAGUAAAAAGACGAUCGAUGCCGGAAGAACACACACGCAAACUUCGCUGCAGAUGACAUGUACAUGCCUUUGGUGAUUUCCAUCGAUUUAGGAACUGUAUUGGGUGAGAGGAUCAUGUUGGGGAGGAAGUUGCCAUUGGAUCUUGAAAUGGAGCCCUGCAAAGCUUGGAGUCUUUGCCUGAAUUCAAGAACUGUUUUACUUGUAUGCAGUCCCAUCCAGUGAGUCAUCAGCAAGGAUUUGAAAAGCAGGAAGUGGGAUAAUCUGAGUGUGUGACUGUAGAAGAGGUACCUGGCACAGAACAAGAAACCUAUAAAAGGAAUCACUGUCUAAAAAGGACAAAUGGCCAAAGAAGACAGAGAAGCCCAGGAGGAUGAAUUACUCGCCCUUGCUGGUAUUUUUGAUGAAGAUGAAUUCAAAAGGGAUGAAUCUUCUCAGGGUGGUGAGAUUCAAAUCUGUCUCACAUUGCCGCCAGACUUUGGAGUACUGAUGGAUGACAGAAAUGAGCAGCUUGAAUACAUUGUUGACGGUUUGCCACCAGUUGUUCUGAAAUUUGAUCUCCCGGCAGAUUACCCGUCAGAUUCUCCUCCUACUUUCAGACUUCACUGCAUCUGGCUUACUGCAAGUCAGCUUACCAGUCUGUGUACACAGUUGGAUGAAAUCUGGAAAGAAAACACAGGUUGUGUUGUUUUAUUUUCAUGGAUACAGUUUCUCAGGGACGAAGCUCUCUCUUUCUUGAAUAUCGGUUCUUCAUUACUAAUAGAGCCGUCUGAGAUAAGAAGGUGUUGUCACUGUCCUUUGGCUUCCACGGAAACUGAACAAGCAGGCAUCGAGGAAGCAGAAGCCACAGUGGGUGCAAGCUGCUGUGACCCAAGAGCUGUACAAGAUGUGGAGUCAUGGGGAAAUAUUCUGCCAGAAAUCCUAGAUUUUAACCAACAUCAGAAACAAAAAUUGUUCAAUAGUAAAGUGUACUGCUGCAAGAUAUGCUUUCUAGAGAAAUUUGGAAGUGACUGCUUAUGUUUUACUGACUGUGAACACGUAUAUUGCAAAGCUUGUCUGAAAGAAUAUUUUGAAAUCCAGAUCAAGGAAGGCACUGUUCAUUUACUUAUCUGUCCAGAGCCAAAGUGCACUUCUGUUGCCACUACAGCACAGGUAAAACAGUUGGUUGGAGAAGAGGCAUUUUCCCGUUAUGACCGUCUCUUGCUUCAGAAUGGUCUGAGUCUAAUGACAGAUAUUGCGUACUGUCCACGAUUAAGCUGUCAAACUGCAGUGCUGAAAGAGCCAGACAGUGAAAUGGCUGUCUGCAGUAACUGUUUGUUUGCCUUUUGUACCAAGUGUAAUCUGUCGUACCAUGGAAUUGCUCCAUGUUAUGAUAAACUAGUUGAAGAACUAGCUAUGCCAGUAAAUGAUGGCAAACCUGCUGCUGAUGCUGGAGGUGCAAAGCCAAAAGAACGCAGAAUAAAAAACAAACAGAAAGCCAUCAGAGAGAGUGAAAAGUGGGUUAAAACAAAUACCAAAUAUUGCCCCAAGUGCCGUGCAUCAAUUCAGAAAGAUGGUGGGUGCAAUAAAAUGAUCUGUGGUCGUUGUGGACAUAUUUUUUGCUGGAUCUGCUUCUCUUGUCUUAAAGAGAAUUCAUAUUUACACUUUAUCGAUAAAAAAUCAAAAUGUGUUACUGAAUAUCAUGGUUAAUGCAGGUCAUAAGGUUAUAUCCUAAAGCAUUAUGUGUUGCCAAAGCUGCAUUCCAGGCUCAUCAAGACUAUUUAUGGAUCACCACAGAACCUAAGCAUUUCCAAAAUGGAAAGCCAGUAUAUUUUCAAUCCAUAUUUAUUUGGGGAGAUACUAAUUAAAAAACAUUAUUUUCAAAUAUUAUA